AUGGACAACAGCAGUGUGGAUACAACAGAUGGGCCAAGCACUGGCACUUCAACCCCUGGCAUUGGACACGUCAAGGUGCCACCAAUCUGGCGCAUCUUCACAGUAGAUGACGCUGUCUGGCUCAUGUGGAUCAUUCUCCUAGGAAUUCCCGCUACCAGUUUUGUCAUGUUGUCGCUCGGUUACUAUCAUCCCUUAUUCUACAAGCUCAUCGGGCCAUGCCUCACGCUGGCCGCUGCUCUCGGUUGGGCUGUGUACCUUUCUCCAGCGUCCAAGGUGGACCUCAGCGGCGACAUUGUUCUCAUUACUGGUGGCGCGACGGGCCUCGGGUUUGAGCUGGCGAGGAAGGUGCUCAAACGCGGCGCAACGGUUGUCGUCCUCUGCCACCACGAGCCUGCUGAGAAGGAACCGGGAGUCAAGUACUACCUGUGCGACGUGUCGGACCGCGCAACAGUGGCACGCGUGGCCAAGGUGGUCCGCGAGGAGGUAGGACACCCGUCCAUUGUCGUGAACAAUGCCGGUGUUGUCAACGGAAAGCUACUCCUCGACCUUACCGAGGAAGAGAUCAAGAACUCCUUCGGUGUCAACGCGAUGGCUGCAUUCUGGGUGACUCAAGAGUACCUUCCUCCCAUAUUGCGCGCCAGGAGAGGCCACAUCGUCAACGUCUCGAGCGUGUUAGGUCUCAUCGGCGUCGCUCAAUGUUCCGAUUAUUGUGCAUCCAAGGCUGCUACAGUCGCAUUCCACCAGAGUCUUCGCAACGAGAUCGACUAUCGCUACGAUGCGUCUGAGGUCCGUACCACCCUCGUUCUUCCCGGUCACAUCUUGACCCGCAUGUUCACCAAGACGAUCCUUCCGAGCUCGUUCUUCCUCCGCCUCCUGACGCCCUCCUUGACGCCAUCUGAGGUCGCAGAUGCGAUUGUUGGAGCAUUGGGUGGAGGGAGAGCCAACACUGUUCUUCGCUUGCCACUGUUUACGCAGUCUGCGCGGCUCCUUAACCCGAGUUCGGCGCUUGUACCCGAUAUCGUGCUCCGACUGAGUCAUUGGGUCUCUGGAGCGGACUGGGCCAUGACUCACUAUGGCCCUCGACCUGACGCUGGACAGCGUCUCGAACUCCAGCGGGCAGCCAAGAAGCAAGCUGACGCGGAGAGGAGAGCAACUUCUGACGCCGAGUUUGACGCAGAGAACUCGCAACCCAAGGGCUCGCGCGCGUCCACCACAACGGCUGCGGGACCAGUGGCGCCAGCCGAGGAUGCUGCGGAGCGAUCGGAAGGAGGUGAAGCGGCACCAGAACCGGAAGGCGUCGAGCCCACGCCGCCCUCGUUCCCAGCAAUUGUGACGACGUUGACGACUCCGGCCACCCCGACAGAACCCCUGGUGUUCGAGCAUCACGUCCUAUUCAACCACCUCGCGACAUCUUUUGUCCCAGCCAACCAGCCUUCGGUACUGAGGGAUAGUGGGCGUGACCGCCCGUCCAUCAUCACCGAGGGCCCGCGCGGCGUGUUCCUCCCGCAAGCGGGGCAUCAUAACACUGCAGAAGAGGCUCCAGCCAAUUCGGCCGUCGAAGAUCCGGUUAUCGCGCUCGUUUCGCCAUUUGAAGGUGGCGACGCGUACAUCUCACGCGCGGUACACGAGGUCGCGGGUCACCUCUCAGCUGAUGUCGUGCGUCUGGACGUUGCGCUUGGUGUGGGCUUUGACGGCCCAUACGCCCCGCUGGCUGAGACUGGCAUCACCGCGCCGCCGAUCGCGCAGGCGAGCAACCCGCUCUUCCAGACGCCACCUGCUGCAGAUCAUGGCCACCACAUGAUGGAGGAAGAGGAGGUUGGGGGUGAGGAGGAGGAGCAGAACAGCGUGCCCAACAUGGUGCGCAUCCCGCUCAUGGCCGCGAUUCCCGGCGGCUCGCCAUUCGGCAUGCCGGGACCAACUCCGCGCCGUCCUGAGAAUGAGGAGGAAUGGGUCAGUUUCUUCACGGGCCUCAUCAACUUGCAGGUGGAAGGGCAGACUGCGUCGGCGAACCGCCGCAUCAUCCUCCUCGAGUCCACGGCCGCGCUUGCCGAGACGUUUGACGUGUGGUGGCCGCACCUGCUCGAGGCUGUGCGCCGUCGUCGCCGUCCAGUGCGCAAGGGCAAGAAGAGCGCGACGCUGCAGCCGACGACGAUCGUUCUCUCCAUCCCGCCUAGCCUGCUCCUCCCUCACACCGCGUACAUGUCCGAACCUGGAGGCGAGACAGCCGCUGAAGAGGGCAAGGACCGUCUCCGCUCUGUGGUGGAGGCGCUUGGCGCGUCGGUCAACGCAAUCCACGUCGACGGUGGUGCUGACAGGGCCGAGGAGAAGCUCUGGUUCAGCAGCGAGGAGCACGACAUCGAGGGCCGGCAGCGCCGCGAGGAGCGUCGUCUGCGCGCGAUCCUCCACAAUGGUGCCGGUGCUCUUCUCCCAUUUGACGCGUCGUCUAGCCAGCAGCAGCAGCCGUCUUCGCAUCCUAUCCUGGACAUGCUCAUGGGACGCAACAAGAAGAACAAGGACGGGUCCAUGUCCGAGUCGAUUGUGUGGAAGACGCUUGCAAUCGUGCCUUCCGUGCGAGACACUACGCUCGAGCAGCACGAGCGUACUCGCCGGCGUCGCGCGCUCAAUGCCGCCAUUAUGAUGCGCGCCGUUGGUCAGCUUGGCGCGACGCUCGAGGAGCCGCUCUCAAUGCUCGAGGCGCCCGACUCGACGCCGCCUAGAGGCCGCCAGCGCCGUCUGCAACGCCUAAAGGAGCCUGACCCAGAAUGGAGCGAGCUUGUGAUCGCCUGGAAGGAUGCCGUGGACCUCGCGAGCACCGCAGUUGGCAAGGCUGCCAUCUCGGCGGAGAAGGAAAGCGACAAGCUCGUGCUCAAGUGGAAGGAUAUCCAGGAGGCGCGCGCGAUUGCGUACGAUCACGAGCGUCAGGUGACCGACACGGUCUCGCAGUACCUCGCUGCGUCGGACAUUGCGCACGCAAAGAUGCGACAGAAGCAGGCCAAGACAGACACGCCCGCUGACCCCGUUGUCGAAACGCUCAAAAAGUCCAAGGAUCUGAACAAGCACGAGAAGCGGCUGUUGUCGUGCAUCGUCGACCAGCAGAAGCUCGCCUCGUCGUCGUUCAAGGACGUGCAUCUCCCGUUCAACACCAUCGACGCAAUCCGUACGGUCAUCUCGCUCCCGCUCCUCUUCCCCGAUGCGUUCCAAGGCGGCAUUCUCAAGGACCACGUCACGUCCGGCGCCCUCCUCUUCGGCCCACCAGGCACGGGUAAGACGUUACUCGCCAGAGCGAUUGCUGCAGAGAGUGGGGCGCGCAUGCUGGCCAUCCAGCCGAGUGACGUCAACGACAUGUGGGUUGGUGAGGGCGAGAAGCUGGUCAAGGCCGUGUUCAGCAUUGCGCGCCGGCUCUCGCCGUGUGUCGUGUUCAUUGACGAAGUGGACUCGCUCUUCGGGGCUCGCAGUGCGCGUGACUCGUCGGGCGGCUCCAAGGCCCACAACCAGAUCCUCACCGAAUUCAUGCAGGAGAUGGACGGGUUGAGCUCUGCCAACGCGAACCGCGACAAGCGCGUCGUCGUGCUGGGCGCCACGAACCGGCCGUUCGACCUGGACGACGCCGUGCUCCGUCGGCUCCCACGGCGUCUCCUUGUCGACCUGCCCACCGAGGAGGACCGCAAGGCGAUCCUCAACAUCCUCCUGCGCAACGAGAAGCUGGCGUCCGACGUCGACAUUGACGCCAUCGCCAAGAAGACCGAGGGCUUCUCAGGCUCGGAUCUGAAACAUCUCUGUGUUGCCGCUGCCUUGGCAGCUGUCAAGGAGAUGGUCGUCGUUCCAUGGAAGAGCGCUUUGUCUGGGUCCUCGACGCCGGCGGCAGUGCAGACCUCGUCUACUGGUCACGGACCUGGCGCGCGCCAGGACCUGCCACUCGCGGUCGAGGAGGAGCCCGUGAACGACACACACGAGGUCAAGACGAUACCCCAAACGCCGCAGGCCAGCGCUGAAUUCGAUUUCGCGGUCGAUUUCACGGCCAACAACUCGCCGGCGGCCAAACUGGUCGAGGAAGCAUAUCUGAAGCAGCUGGAGGCGCAGGCGAAGAACGAGGCGGACACGCGGGCGGCUGAGUCUGGAACUGCCACCCCCACCCAGCCCGAGGAGAGUGAAGGCACUGAGGCGAGGACAGCGGAGGGCGCCGAGGAGGGCGAAGGAGCUUUGGAGACACCGUCUGAAACCCCGCGCCCGUCGUACGCGGACCGCGUUGUGCACGCCAAGCACUUUGACACGGCGCUCACUGAAAUCCGGCCAUCGUCGAGCGAGGAGGGUACGCUGCCCGAACUGCGCAAGUGGGCGGAGCAGUAUGGCGAGGGUGGUAAGAAGGCGGGCAAGAAGAGCGGGUUCGGCAAGGGCUUUGGCUUUGGCGAGCUGCCGCUGGAGAAGAGGAAGGGUUUCGGCCGCGUCAAGGCCGACGAAUAG
Messenger RNA from Cutaneotrichosporon cavernicola, 4461 nucleotides. RefSeq lists its product as uncharacterized. Gene Ontology annotation, molecular function: ATP binding; ATP hydrolysis activity; oxidoreductase activity. Gene Ontology annotation, cellular component: mitochondrial outer membrane. The record is from RefSeq and is a predicted model, not a curated record. NCBI's taxonomy places the organism in Eukaryota, Fungi, Basidiomycota, Tremellomycetes, Trichosporonales, Trichosporonaceae. The transcript has 13 exons. Bases 1 to 4461 code for a protein of 1486 amino acids.